Molecule: messenger RNA, 708 nt
Organism: Penicillium samsonianum
Lineage: Eukaryota; Fungi; Ascomycota; Eurotiomycetes; Eurotiales; Aspergillaceae
Exons: 2
Coding region: 1-708 (235 amino acids)
Source: RefSeq, a predicted model, not a curated record
AUGACCUCAGUCUGUGUGCGAACAGUUAAGAUCCACUCUACGGCUAGACGUUAUGCAACCCAGGAUGAAACGGAAUACUAUGGGAUUCGAAAAUACUCAGCGCAAGUCAUGGGGGAAUCACCGCAUUCAAUUGAGAAGUUGAUGAAGAAAUGCCAUGCUUGGAAUUUGGAUCAACGUCAGAUGCAGCAUCUGCUUAUGCCGAUCCAAGGAUUUCUUCAUGUGGAUAACAGAUCCUUCUAUACCGUAUCUGAACACGCAUCUAUGACUCUGGCGAAAGUACUCCUGGUGGUCAAGCAGUGGCCAGGCAUGUUCUGCCACGAUGAGAUCUGGGCUAUUGUCAAGCAGGUACUCUUGAAGGCAUUAUUCUCUAAAGCGUACAUGACUGACUUGGAACAGGUCCUGGCCGGAACAGGGGCGAUUCAUCAUGUCGAGGACGAGACUCCCGACGGCUGGGUCAGAACAAGGGAAGCGCUAGUACAGCUUGCUGUGAGCUUAAUUGAAGAGUCCAGGGACCCUUGCGCCCGCUGCACUGGAUGCCGCGAUGGCCCAUCGAUGCUUGAACGUGUUGGUUCUCUUAGGGAAACAUUGGAUAUCACCCGCUGUCUCACCGAGGAAUCCACUGGUUCUGGAAACAGCAUCUUGGGAGAAGCCAUAUUGGAGGCCCUGCGUGUACGUGCCAGAGCGAUAAGGGCUGUAAAACGGUUCUAA